AUGGGUUUGAUUAAAGGGGCAGCUGUUGGUUCUAUUGGUAUGAAGAUAACCCACUUGCAAUUUGCUGAUGACACAAUAUUGUUCUGUGAAGCUGACUGGGAAGAGGUAGUCACAAUAAAAAGGAUAUUGAGAUGUUUUGAAAUUCUGUCCGGGCUCAAGAUUAACUACCACAAGAGUGUAGUCAGUGGGGUUGGGAUUAAUGAAGAGUCUCUUGUAGACCUUGCUGCUAAACUGAAUUGUUUGCAUCAAAAAUUGCCACUCAAAUAUUUGGGUUUACCUCUGGAAGCUAAUCCAAGGAGAAGAAGGACUUGGCAACCAGUGCUUGACAAAUGUAAACAAAGAUUGGCUUCUUGGAAAAGGAGAUUCCUAUCAUUUGCAGAUAAUGCACUUUGGAAACAAGUGAUAUGCAGUAAAUACCUAGAGGUUGGUAGAGGAUGGUGGCCUUUACCUGUUGAGAAUAACAAGCUGUCUAUGAUCUGGAGAGAUAUUGUAGGUGUUGCUGGCUUGUGUCGUGAGUUGGUGAAUUUUUUCAAGCAAAACAUAGUUAUGGACAUUGGUGAUGGCAGGAGAACAAAGUUUUGGAUUGACAUUUGGGUUGGGAAUACCUGUUUAAAAGAUGAAUUUCCCAGAUUAUUUUCUAUGUCUCUGGACAAAACUGAGACCGUGGCAGGGGUGAGAAGCAGGGGAAUUGGUAUUCAAGAAUGGAGGCUUAACUUCAGAAGAGUUUUGUUUCAGUGGGAAGUGAAGGAGUUGGGGAGGCUGAAUUUAUUUUUAUUCAAUGCACCAGUGCUUAGGUUUGGUAGGUUGGACAGUAUCAAAUGGAAGGCAAAUAAAUAUGGUUUAUACACUGUUGCCUCUGCCUAUAACUGGAAUGUUUUAUCUUCUAAGGUUAUUAGCACAGUAGCUGGGUUCAUUUGGAAGAAUGUGACUCCACCAAGGGUUCAGUUUUUUGGUUGGUUAUCAUGGAAAGGGAGGAUUAAGACAUCCUGCUUUCUUUAA
Molecule: messenger RNA, 999 nt
Organism: Camellia sinensis
Lineage: Eukaryota; Viridiplantae; Streptophyta; Magnoliopsida; Ericales; Theaceae
Source: RefSeq, a predicted model, not a curated record